AUGGACCAAGUUUUGUCUCUCAUUACCAUUUUUCUUGUUCUUGCUUUGUGUGGUAGUAGCAGCUCUGGUUACUCUCGGAACGAUUUCCCUAAGGGCUUCGCUUUUGGAUCCGCCAUUUCUGCUUAUCAGUGGGAAGGAGCUACUAAUGAAGAUGGAAGAAAGCCUAGCAUCUGGGAUACUUUUGCUCACACUCGUACAAAAGAAAACGGAGACACAGCAUGUGAUGGGUAUCACAAGUACAAGGAAGAUGUGCAGCUCAUGGCUGAAACUGGAUUAGAUAACUUCAGAAUCUCCAUCUCUUGGUCCAGGCUUAUACCUAAUGGAAGAGGUCAUGUUAACCCAAAAGGUCUACAAUUUUACAAAAAUUUGAUCCAAGAACUUGUAAUUAAUGGAAUUGAACCACAUGCUACACUUUUUCACUAUGAUCUUCCUCAGUCUCUUGAAGAUGAGUAUGGAGGAUGGAGAAGCCGAAGAAUCAUCAAGGACUUUACUGCUUACGCAAACGUUUGCUUCAGAGAGUUUGGUAACAGUGUCAAGUUCUGGAACACGAUCAACGAAGCUAAUAUAUUCACAAUUGGAGGUUACGACGACGGUGUAUCAGCGCCUGGUCGCUGUUCCUUACCUGACAAAAACUGCUUGUUAGGGAACUCUUCCAGUGAAACAUACAUCGUAGGUCAUAACUUGCUGCUUGCGCACGCCUCUGCUUCAAGACUCUAUAAGAAAAAGUACAAGGAUGUGCAAGGAGGUUCCGUAGGCUUUAGCAUAUAUGCAAUAGGGUUUAUGCCUUCUACAAACUCUAAAGAUGAUGAAAUCGCGAUGCAAAGAGCUCGAGAUUUCUACUCCGGCUGGAUGCUUAGGCCACUUAUAUAUGGAGACUAUCCUGAUGAAAUGAAACGAACCGUUGGAUCAAGAUUACCAGUUUUCACAAAGGAAGAAUCAGAACAAGUUAAAGGCUCAACUGAUUUUAUAGGAAUCGUUCACUACAUUGCAGCUAUUGUCUCAAGCAACAAACUCAAACCUUCUACUUCAGGAAUCACAGAUUUCUACUCAGACUUGGGCGUAUCUAUGACUUGUAGAGCGAUGAAGCAAGAUUCGCAGUUGGAACUCAAGGACACACAGAGAGUUGAGUACUUGGAUGCUUACAUUGGUGCUGUACUCAAAGCCAUUAGGAAUGGAUCGGACACGAGAGGCUACUUCGUAUGGUCGUUCAUGGAUAUGUACGAGUUACUGAGCGGAUACGAGUCUUGUUUUGGAUUGUACUAUGUGAAUUUCAGCGAUCCUCAUCUCAAGAGAUCUCCAAAACUCUCUGCUCAUUGGUACUCUGCUUUUCUCAAGGGCAACAACAACUUUCUUGGUUCCCAAAGCAUCAUGCAUUUGCAGAGCAACUUCUCUUCUUCCUCUUAG
This is a messenger RNA of Arabis nemorensis, 1404 nucleotides long. Lineage: Eukaryota; Viridiplantae; Streptophyta; Magnoliopsida; Brassicales; Brassicaceae. The record is from the annotation of a GenBank genome assembly.